UGAUAGUUAUUAACCAAAUCAAAAGUUCCAUUCCGCCUAUACACGGGCACCGUCCCUCCGAAGCAUCCCAGCCAUCUCCCCAUCGUUCAUUUCUCGACUUUCAACCACCCGCCCAUCUUACAUCAUCCUUCUUCCUUCCCGCUCCCCGGCCGUCACCCGCCAUGUCCACAUUACCCCGCCCUUCAGCCACCAUAUCGUCCCGGAACAACCCUCCCUCAAGCGACACCAUAGUGGCGUCCUCCCCCUUGGCUGCGGUUGCCCCGGAUAGGAGAUUGCGGUUCCAUUCGGCUGAGGGCCUAGGGCCAAUGAAAAGGCGCAAGAUCUCUCCAGAGAUGUUUGAGCCGGCUGCGACUGGCCAGACACAGAGUCCAGUCGCCGGACGCCGUCUUAACCAACAACCACCCCCACAAGCUGCUUGUAUACCAAUCGCAGCCCUUCUCUAUCACUCUGCCCAAGUCGCCCAUCAGACAUCUCAUGUCCACCUUCAGCAGGCAUUCGUACCUACCGAGAUAUCAACCGAUCGUACAUCAGGCUACUCCAUCAUCAAGCUUUACUCUUAUUCUUCGACCCCACAGAGCUCGCAAUCAAAUCGCUUCAGCCAUGACCCUCAGGCAUUUGCCAAAGCUCUCGGUCUUCAGCUCUACGCACUUGAUCUGCUUCGAGCGGGGCUGAACAUUAACAGUCUUUCCGAUAAGGAAAGGGUGGCGUUCAGCCUCGAGUUUGGUGUCGUCGGCAUAAAAGUGUACAUGGCGCAGCAGAUCCUGCAAAGCAAGAGUAAAGGCAAAGAAAAAAUUCAAGGCGUUCAGGUGGACUGUCAGCGGUUAAUGGAUGACAUGCAGGAUAUCGUGGGACAAGCUUUCUUCAUAGCCCAGCGGCAGUCAUCAUUGACACCUAUGAGACUUGAAUUAGAGCUCAUCAACGCUCGGCUAGCAUUUAUGCAGAAAAAGUUCAAUUUGGGGAAAAAAUUGGUACAGACAGCUUUGGCGGCAAGCAGGGAUAAUGCCGUGCACCGGUAUUCGCUAUGCCUUUUAUACUUGGAGUACGUUGAGAGCACAGGGCCAGCAGAUUUCCUGAAUAUCGCAACUGAAUUCCUCAAUGAAGCUCGCAAAAAUAACCAUCAGAUGAUUGUUCAGCUCGCUUUGCUCAUCAAGGCUCGCAUAACCUUUGUCCACCGACGAUGGGAACUCGUUCCUACUGCGCUCGCAGAGUUUGCCUCGUCUAUUGGUUGGUCUGACAGUAACCCACCUACGGACUUGCUUUCAGGUCAAAAGGAGGAACGAACCUGGCUUGCUUGUUUGAAUAUUCAUUAUCUGAUACUCAGGGCGCUAUGGGAAGGUAGGAUAGGGAACGACAGCGUGGCAAAGGAGAUUAUGAAACGAGCGUAUGCGUUGAUGGACGAGACUGCCGACAAAAAAGUGUUUAGUGAAUUGCGGGCCAAUGGGGGCGUCAUCACACUGCAUAUACCGAAUAGCCGUCCUCUUCAAGUACAAACGACACCUCCCAAUAUCCUUUAUAUGCUCACUUAUCUGACAACCGUCGUCGGCCGAAGAGAUUUCACGGGUUCUAAUGCGACAUGUAAGAGUAUUGUACACCCAAGAGUCUUGAGAGAGACAGAGGGUGUUGCGAGGACAGAAGACAUGUGGGACAGUGGAUUCUCGAGCGUCCAUGGUCUGGCACAAGCCAUGGCCUUGAGGAAGCAAGUAAUAAGCAUCAAAGGAGAAGUCAUGAUCGAGCAAGCUACAGCUAUGAUAUACCGCAGCUGCUUUGCCGAAGGACGUCAACUGUUGUAUGAGACUGUAGAACAGCUUCAUGACCACAACCUUUUCCAUCCUCUCUCACCCCAUCUAUGUCUCACCUUUGCCCAGCAUGCCCAUCAUCUCGGGCUCACCUCCUCUGCUAUACGGUAUUACAAAGCUUGCAGAGAUCUCAUCAAUUCCGGAAGCGAGCUCAGCUUGAUCGCGCAAGUUGGUUUGCUGGCAGUACAGAAUAAACUGGAGGGCUUGGAGAAGAAUGCGGAAGGGCAAGACGAGGUGAAUGCAUUGGCAGAAAAAUGUAAGGGAAGUAGUAGCGCAAUGUUCAGUGCUGCUGGAUAUUUUCUUGCGAGCUUGACGGAUGAUAACCGUGUAAACUCAAAGAAAAAGCUAUCUACAGCGUACGAAAUCAGUCAAAGGUCAAAUAAUAACAUUUUGCGCCUUCUCAUUUUUGCCUUUACGACAAGUACACACCAUUACGGAGGGCGCGAGCGUAUGCUUAGGCAGUUGGAGACUGGAAGAGAUAUAUCAAAAAUGCUUGGUGGGAAGGAUAGAGACGACGGGGUCGGGCAGGUCGUGUUGGGCAUGUGGUUUGCGAGACGGCUCAAGGAAUUCUACAGGCAAGAAGGUUACCAGACAGGCGUACAGGUAGCAAAGGAAAGCGAAAAGUCGCACUUUGCGCGCCUCAACGAUCUUAUGCGAGAGGCAGAAAAAGUCGCCAAGGGGGGUUAAGAGUUGAAGCGUUUGCGAUGGACAUCUUGGGCUUUUUGCGAGACACAUUACCUUGUAUCCGUUUAGUGUAAUGAUUAAUAUAGCAUGGCA
Messenger RNA from Cryptococcus deneoformans JEC21, 2573 nucleotides. RefSeq names its product expressed protein. The coding region runs from base 162 to 2483 and encodes 773 amino acids. Lineage: Eukaryota; Fungi; Basidiomycota; Tremellomycetes; Tremellales; Cryptococcaceae. The record is from RefSeq and is a predicted model, not a curated record. The transcript has 9 exons.